UGUACGCUUGGGGGGGGGGUACCAGUAGAGAUUUGCAAACAAUGUCGGGACGGGCCGCGAUGCGAAGCCCUGAACCGCCCGACCACGACAAACACCGAAGAUUCACCACCACGAUUGUCGAGACCGAAACGCACCACCAAACCACCAAAUAAUUAUGCCCGGGAGCAAGAGAUCGAUAGCGAGCAGAGAAAAACGAGCUCCCAACCGAGGAAGAAACCCCAAACUGAACCAAGAGCCCAACGUGACACGGUAACUUCGGACGACUGCUCGACAGAGAACGAGGACCUGAGCGCCGCCAAACUUGUGAAAGAGCUCGUCAAACUCAGGAGAGAGAUCAGACGGCGAGAUGAAUUGCACAAGGAAGAAUUUAGUGCCGCCCUCGCCGAAACCCUGACAGAUAGACCCCUGACACCGCAAGCCCACUCCGACGUAUGCCCUCAGAACAGACACUAUGAGAUCCUUCGACCGGAGGAUCUGCUCCGGUGGGUUGAGGCAUUCUGUUCGGAACGAACGGCGAUCAUCCAAAUCAAUGGGCAAGUGUCUGAAAUCCAAAGCCUUCCACAGGCUGGGUUACCUCAGGGCUCUCCCCUAUCUCCGAUAUUAUUCCUCUUUUUCAACGCAGACCUCGUAUAA
Molecule: messenger RNA, 633 nt
Organism: Penicillium samsonianum
Lineage: Eukaryota; Fungi; Ascomycota; Eurotiomycetes; Eurotiales; Aspergillaceae
Exons: 2
Source: RefSeq, a predicted model, not a curated record